Molecule: messenger RNA, 2795 nt
Organism: Bombus huntii
Lineage: Eukaryota; Metazoa; Arthropoda; Insecta; Hymenoptera; Apidae
Product: hippocampus abundant transcript 1 protein-like
Exons: 8
Coding region: 403-1971 (522 amino acids)
Biological process (GO): transmembrane transport
Cellular component (GO): membrane
Molecular function (GO): transmembrane transporter activity
Source: RefSeq, a predicted model, not a curated record
AGAACAUACUGCAUUUGCCUGAUGUAGUCUGUAGUAGUCUGCGGACAUGGUUAACUGUGGUUUGUAGCAUUAUGUAGAAUACGAUUACAAAGGCCGACUUAAAAGCUUAUAACGCUUGUUUGUGUCCGUGUGAGGCUUUAACCAGAAAAAAUGACUCGCACAGUGUCAUCGAAUUUUUAGGAAUUAAUGAAAUUGAAAAAACGGAAGAGUCUGUGCGCGCAGUGCGUGAAUAUGCCCGCCAAGGUCUCAAAGAAGGUCGUGGGCAUGAUCGUACGAAGCCGAAAAUUCAUUAUUAAGGAUGGGGUCAUUACGUAUUAUAUGGAUCUGAACAACUGAUAAAUGAAAUAUUGAUAGAAUCAUAAGUAUGGAAAGAAAUAUAUAUAGUAACACUUCUUAGGGGUCAUGCCCCCUGGGGCAAAAGGUGGAGCAGAGGGCCUGGGCCCCUCCUGUUCUGAAAUUCACAACAGCCAAGAACAUGCUAUUGCUAAACUCACACCUUCUCUUACAUUUGCUCAGCAAUGCUACAGACAUCUUAAGAGUUCCGGUAUAGGAGAGGCAAGUGUGUACCAUGCUCUGGUUGUAAUAUUUUUGGAAUUUUUUGCAUGGGGUUUAUUAACCAUGCCUGUUAUUUCUGUAUUAAAUAUUACAUUUCCAAAUCAUACGUUCCUGAUGAAUGGUUUGAUAAUGGGCAUUAAAGGAAUCUUAUCAUUUCUUUCUGCACCAUUACUUGGUGCCUUGUCUGAUGUAUGGGGUCGAAAAUUCUUUCUACUCAUCACAGUAGCCUUCACAUGUGCACCGAUUCCUCUAAUGAGCAUUAAUACAUGGUGGUUCUUUGCUAUGAUCUCCAUCAGUGGUGUCUUUGCUUGCACAUUUUCAGUGGUGUUUGCAUAUGUUGCUGAUGUUACUGAGGAACAUCAAAGAUCUCCGGCAUAUGGUUUAGUAUCUGCAACUUUUGCUGCAAGUAUGGUAAUAAGCCCAGCAUUGGGAGAUUAUGUCAUGAAAGUGUAUGGAGAAAAUCUUGUGGUUGCAUUAGCAACAGCUAUUGCAGUGUUGGAUGUGUUUUUUAUAUUAGUGGCUGUACCUGAAAGUUUGCCUGAAAAAGCUCGUCCACCAGCACCUAUUUCUUGGGAGCAGGCAGACCCCUUUGCUUAUCUUGGAAAGGUUGGCAAAGAUUACACUAUUUUAAUGUUGUGUAUUACUGUGUUCCUGAGCUAUCUUCCUGAAGCAGGACAGUAUAGUUGUAUAUUUGUCUACUUGACUAAGGUUAUGGGAUUUACUGCUUUAAUGGUAGCAUUUUUUAUUGCUGUGGUUGGAAUUUUAAGCGUUGGCGCUCAAACUCUCUUGGGCGUUUUGAUAAAGACACUUGGCAGUAAACAUACUAUAAUGUUGGGCCUUCUAUUUGAGAUGUUACAACUCAUGUGGUUUGGCUUUGGUUCACAAACAUGGAUGAUGUGGGCAGCUGGAGUGCUUGCUGCUGUAUCAAGUAUUACAUAUCCUGCAAUCUCUGCGUUUAUAUCCAUGCAUUCUGAUGCAGAUAAACAAGGUUUGGUACAAGGCAUGGUAACCGGAAUGCGUGGAUUAUGUAAUGGUCUAGGGCCAGCAAUGUUUGGAGUAAUCUUUUAUCUUUUUCGCGUUGAUCUCAACGACAAUUCUCCUUCCCUUCCUGCAAGGCCAUCUCCAUUAGAUGAAAAUAAUAAAACAGGAACUGCCACGCAACAUCUUGAUAUUAUGCCACAAAUAGUAACCCAGCUUGUACCAGGACCACCAUUUGUGUUUGGUGCAUUACUUGUGAUAUGUGCAUUACUAGUAGCUGCAUUUAUACCUGAAUCAAACACAAUGCCAACUGGUCCAUUACAUCAUCCAUCCACCUCCCGGAGGCUCUCCGGUAAAUACGCAUAUCAGAAAUGUACGUUAAAGGUUGUCAGUUAUGUUAAAAUUCAGAUGUAUUUUUGGUGGUGGAUUUUAUUGUAAGUCAAUUUGGAUAACAAUAGUAGCCGAAUGAUGGUUUAUCCUUGGAUGUACAUUAUGAGGGAGACAAAUUGGGAAGCGGGAAAGGAAAAAUAGGGCCGCUGUCACCUCUAGUCGACAAUUGCAACUCUGCUGCUCUAUAGCUAUUGUAAAAACAAAGACGAGCUACAAGAAAGAAGAGGGACACGUACCUUUGUGAUAAAACUAUCUUUAGAGAAACGGUUACUAUCAAGUGCACCUACUACACAAGGACUUUAAAAAAGCUGUCUAUAUUGUAUUAUAUUAUAUCUUUAAGUCAAUAACUGAGGUUAUCUUAGGAUUAUCAAUCCACUUAAUGUUUAGGUUACGAAAAAUUUUACAAGCUGUUUUAAUGACAUUUAGGUUGAGCUAAACAUUAAGUUCGAUCGUUUUAGGUAUAUUUUGUUAUAUAAAAAGUUAAAAUUUUACAUUUAAAAAAAAAAGGAGAUUGUAAUAUUAUCUUAUACCAAGUACCGGACACCUCAUUCAUUCAUUCUGAUUCAUUUAUCAGUGACUCCUGGUUUGUGUAGCUUGCCAAUGCAUAAAACGAUAAAACGAAUGAAAGUUGUAACCAGUAUUUUUACUAGACUUAUAACGUAAAAACUCUAUAACUUUUUGUGUAAAAACUUUUUUUAUAAUGUAUGUUAUUCAUCGCUUAUUAGGAUCACAUAAGAGGGGCAACAAUUUUGUAUAAUUUAGGCAAGAGCACCUGUUACUUUGAUCACCAGCAUUAUAAAUUUUCAGUUUGGGAUAUUUUCUGACAUUUUUGUGAAUCGUCUUUGGAAAACAAAAUCUUAUUUAUUUGCGGA